This is a messenger RNA of Heterobilharzia americana, 3084 nucleotides long. The record is from the annotation of a GenBank genome assembly. NCBI's taxonomy places the organism in Eukaryota, Metazoa, Platyhelminthes, Trematoda, Strigeidida, Schistosomatidae.
AUGUCAUUAAAUAACUCAAAAGAACACAUAUUCGUCCAGUACAUGACACCUAAUUUGCUGAAGAAAAAGACUAGUUCAGAAAACCCAAUACGCGUAUAUGCAAUCAAUCUGUCGGCCAGAAACAGUGACUAUAAAAUUGAGAAAAUAGAAAACUUAGAACAGUUCACAGAGUUGAAGCAAUUGAAUGUUUCCUAUAAUCGUGUCUGCAAAAUCACUGGUUUAUCAAGUCUUUGUCAUCUUACGGUCUUAAAUAUUUCACAAAACUUGAUAACGACUUUAGACGGCAUUCAGAAUUUGUCAAAUUUGAUGGUAUUAAAAGCCAACGAUAACAAACUCACAUCAAUUCCGAAGUGGCUACCUAAACGAUUACCGAAACUCAAAACGAUCCAUUUACACUGUAACCAAAUUGACUCUCUUCACCGAAUAACAUACUUAAGGUCAUUGUCAAACCUUACAGUUUUCACAUUCGAAGGCAAUCCGGCUGCUGAUCAACUUUUAGUAAAUACGUAUAACAGUUGCAGCAGUGACGAUGGAUCUGUGGUAAAGAACGCUAUCGAGAAAUUUGACUCCAAAUCAAUCUACCGAAUAUUUGUUAUAUUUCAUUUAUGCUCACUCGUGUUACUUGAUAACAAAGAGAUUCUUCCAUUUGAAAGACAAGUGGCUGAACAACGUUACUCUCAGGUUGAAGUAUCUAGGUAUUUAAAGAAGCUAGACAGAUAUGAGAAUCGGCUAAAUGAAGUAGAAACCAAAAAAUCGUUAUUGGAGAAGGAUUUGUUUGAUCAACAGUCCAGGCUAGAUGAAACUUUAAGAGAAAGGAAUGUGGAGAAUAAAUUGAUAACCGAAUUGGAGGAAGAGCUGCGUGCUAAGGACAAAUUGCUUCAUUCCAAAUCCGAAGAGUUAGCUCGUGCAUGUUUAAAACACUUUGAAUUGGAACAAGAGUUGGCAUUUCAUAAAAUUGAUGAGAAAUUGGGUUUAUGUGGUUUAUGUCUACCGGAAUCAACCAAUUCACCUUAUAUUCAUCAAGUUCAAGAUACUGGUGAUGAACCGUACCUAGGUAAAUGUAUGUUUAGACGAAAACCAGUCAGUAAACUGUCGACUAGUCAUCUUGUUAACGAGGACUCAUCGGGGGAUUUUAAAAAUUCCACAAAAGAUUAUAGAUAUUCGCUUGAUCAGAUUGUUCCAUACAAAAAACAUGCAAAUAACAAAUGCAAUACUAUGUACAUGCCUAAGGGGUCUGUGGAUUCAAAUGAGCCAGUGAAUGGUAAUGGUACAGUUUUGCCUACUACUCAUUGCGUAUCACCGGACGCUAUGAAGCAAGUACAUGGUAAUGAGCUUGAAUACAAAGAAGUUAAUCAUGGUCAGUUGACUCGACCGAAUUCAGCACCUGAAGGUUCUCGUAUUUCUUCGCCUUCAGUAAAUGAACUUCAUCUUGAUAAACUGCAGGAAUUUUCAAUAUCCGAAAAAUCCAUCAGUCAUGAAAAGUUUCCUGAAGUAUCGAUGAAAGAAACAAAUAAAUCAUCUCAGACAACGGAUAAACAACUAUGCGAAUUUUCUAAACAUUCGGAUAUAAAACAAGUUCAGUUGUUGUUAUCUAAAUUACAGUCCGAACUAGCACAACUUCGAAUUAGAGAAUCGAAAAUUCUAAAGGAUGACAAUGGUAAUAACAACAAUCCUAUAUAUCCUUCGAAAACUGAUAAUCUAAAUAAAAUGCAACUGAAUAAUCAUAUACAAAUGUUAGAUGAUGAGUUGAGCAAAAUAUGGACAGUGACGAGUUUACUAAAAUCUGGUUCAGGUUGUGGAAAUUCUGUUACAAAUGUUUGUUUGAAUUCUUUUGCUACUUUACUCAAAACCUCUUCAGCCCAAUCAAAACAUGCUUCAGCUCAGAGUCCUAAAUGUCGUUUUCAUGGUGGAUUGUUGAAGCACAGUUUACCACAUCACCAACGUGAACGGAGUUUUAGUCUUCCAAGUGAAGAUUUUGACGCGAGACAGAUUAUUUCGAGUAAUAAUCUCAUCCAUUGCAAUGGGACAACAAGUGCAGGCUCUGAAUUUGAUUCAUGUGAAGAAUUUUUGGACAUCUCUAGAGGACUGAAUCAUUCCAAAAAGAAACCGAAUCGUCAGUGCAGAUUGUCACAUACUCAGCGUUCUGUAACACCAUCAACGCCUAGUUCUCGAACUACAGGAACUGGUCGUAGCACCUUAUUAUCUAUUCUAACUCCUCGCACAAAUGAUGCAUAUACAAUAAAUGAUUUACGCAAACCACUUCCAACAGCUAGUGAAUGGAAUUUAGACGAUCAUGCCAAUCAUAACCCUUAUAAUGAAAUUCACGAAUCUAGCAGCAAUUGUAUUCCAUAUGAAUCAUCUACCCCAGUGCACGUGCAUUAUGUCAAAGCUAAGACUACGAAUGUGCUUAACUGCCCACGUGGUACAGGUGUUGGUGGUGCACUUCCUACUCCACCUUUUCCUCAACCAUCGUUUGAAUCUUUUCAGUCUAAUUCACUUACUGGGAAUACAAAUGAAGACAUCAUUGGUAGAGAUUUCAUUCAACCAACAAAAUCUAAUAACCAACAUACUGUUAACUCACCUUUGCGGAAGCUUGAUAACUCUGGGAGAUUUCAUAUCUCUCGGUUACCUAAACCUACUCCGAGCCGCAUACUUUCUCGAGGAUCAGAUGCCCUACAGUUCAGUGAUCAAUUAUACUCACAUCAAAUGAAAGGCAAGAAAAUGAGUUCAAAAUGUCGAUCACGUUUCGAUUAUUCGCUAGUGAGAUCUAAAGGGGUUAAACGUAAACGAAAACUAAUACGAUCUCGAAGUGAUUCGCACAAAUCUGAAAAAACUGCUGCAGAUUCGAAUAAUUCAUCGAGUCAAAAUUACAGUUUAAGUGACCAUGCGGAAGAACUUCUUAAUUUGAUUAUGAUGUCACGUGAUGCAUGUUCCAUUGAAGUUGAUCGUAUACGAGCUGACCUAGCGAGAAUGCGUAAAGCAAACUCAAAACACCACACCCAUCUGUAUCAAUACGAGUCAAGUACAGAUCAAAAUUUCUAUGCUGAUCGUGUUCCCCAAUGCGAAAUCACGUUGACUCCGUGA